AUGGACAAGGCGUGGAUGAGUAUUGAAGAUAGAUUUAUGUCUAAUGAGUAUGCAAUGGGGGUUAGCCAUUUCAUGAAUAUGGCUAAGGAGAAUGCACAAGGGGGCAUUGACAUUAGGUGUCCGUGCCGUAGAUGUCGUAACAUGCUCUUCCAGCCAAUAACCACAGUUGAGGAGCAUUUAUUUAUUAUAGGGAUUGAUCCUUCUUAUAAGGAUUGGAUUUUUCACGGUGAAGAGGAAGUGUUGGAUGUUAAUUCUUCAGAAGAAGGUGAUGAUGCCAGCGGCAAUGAUGCCUAUAUUGAUGAUAUGGAUGAGCUGCUGGAUGACAUUCAGGCUGGAGCUUCUAUGGAUCAGUCCGGAGGUUCGCAUAUACCUGGUAUUGAUGGUGUCACACCUGGUGGUUCUUCAGCAACGUUUUCAGAAUUGUUAGAAGAUGCACGGAGUCCACUUUAUCCAUCAUGCUCAUCGUUUUCAAAGCUUUCUUUUAUCGUAAAGUUGCUUCAUAUAAAGACUGUUGGUGGUUGGAGUGUUAAAUCCUUUAACAUGGUCAUCAAGCUCCUGAAAUCUGCAUUUCCUGACGCUCUUCUCCCUGACUCAUACAAUGAUGCAUGCCGAUUGGAACGUGGCCUGGGGUUUAAUUACACAAAGAUAGAUGCUUGUUUGAAUGAUUGUGUCUUAUUUUGGAAGGAACAUUCUGAUAAAGAGAAGUGCCCAAAAUGCAACACUCCGAGAUGGGUGUUAAGUAGUACUAAGCAAAAGAAAAUUCCACACAAAGUGCUCAGACAUUUCCCGUUGGUCCCAAGGCUGCAAAGACUAUUUGUUUCUAAUAAGACUGCCGGGGCAAUGAGAUGGCAUUCUACUGAACGCGUCAACGAUUAUAAUGUGAUGAGGCACCCUGCAGAUUCGAAGGUAUGGAAAGAUUUUGACGUGCAGUACCCUCAGUUUGCUUCAGAUCCUCGUAAUGUGAGAAUUGGGUUAGCGAGUGAUGGGUUUAAUCCAUUUAACAAUAUAGCUAAACCCUACAGUAUAUGGCCAGUGAUUCUUGUAGCAUAUAACUUGCCCCCUUGGUUAUGCAUGAAAGAUCCAUACCUCAUGCUUUCGUUGCUAAUUCCUGGCCCAAAAGCACCAGGCAACGAUAUCGACAUGUAUCUACGCCCUUUAAUUGAAGAACUGAAGUUUCUAUGGGAAGUGGGUGUCAAUACAUACGAUGCAUUUGCAGAUCAAUCGUUUCGAUUACAUGCAGCAUUACUUUGGACCAUUAAUGACUUCCCAGCGUAUGCUAAUCUUUCUGGGUGGAGCACAAAGGGGAAAUUGGCAUGUCCUACGUGUAAUGGUAGUACGGAUUCAUUGUGGCUGGUCCAUGGGCGAAAGCACUGCUACAUGGGUCAUCGGCGGUGGUUGUUGCCAGGGCACAGGUGGAGAUCUAAAAAAGCUGAAUUUAAUGGUAGUACUAACCAUCGCCCAGCACCUAUACAUUUGUCGGGAGAGGCUAUCUUGGAACAAUUGAGAGAAUUGCAAGAUGUACAGUUUGGUAAGUUAUCAAAAAAGAGGAAACGCACAGCCAAUGAGUUGAAUUGGACCAAAAAAAGUGUAUUCUUUGAGUUGCCUUAUUGGAAAUCCUUGGAAUUGAGACAUAACCUAGAUGUCAUGCAUAUUGAGAAGAACAUAUGCGAUAGCGUAUUAGGAACUUUGAUGGAUAUCGAGGGAAAAAGCAAGGACACAGCCAAUGCCCGUCGGGAUUUGGCCAACCUAGGCAUACGGAAAGAAUUACACUUACAGCAAGAGGGCGAUAGUUGUUCAAUGAGACUGGCGUGUUACAUGCUAAAUAAAAAAGAGAAGAGAUCUUUCUGCGAGUGGUUAGCAAGUGUUAAGUUCCCUGAUGGUUUUGCCGCGAACAUCGCCCGAUGUGUUAAUGUACGUGAAUCAAAGAUCUUAGGCAUGAAAAGUCAUGAUUCUCAUAUUUUCAUGCAACGAUUACUGCCAGUGGUGAUUAGUGGCUACUUAACCAGUGAUGUACGGCAAGCUUUGACUGAGUUAAGUUCAUUCUUCAAGAAAUUGUGUGCACGAGCAUUAAACAUUGAUGUUCUGCACCGCCUACAAACUGAUAUCUCUCUUAUUCUUUGCAAGUUGGAAAUGAUAUUCCCACCUGCAUUCUUCGAUAUAAUGGUGCAUCUUGCUAUUCACUUGCCACAAGAGGCAUUGCUUGCGGGACCUGUCCAGUAUAGGUGGAUGUAUCCUUUUGAACGGUAUCUAGGGAAGUUCAAGCGUUAUGUAAAAAAUAUGGCAAGACCUGAAGGCUCAAUUGCCGAGGCCUAUAUUCAUGUUGAGUGCCUUACAUUUUGUUCGAUGUAUCUCCAUGACAUUGAGACGACUUUUACUAGGGAAGAGCGAAAUGUGGAUGUCGGUCCAGACCAUACACCGGGUAGUAUGAGUGUAUUUUUUCAAAAGGUGAGACCAAUGGGUUCGUCCUCCACUGAUAGAUUGGAUGAUCAGCUAUUAGCAAAAGCUGAGUGUCAGCACUAUAACAAGAUUAAAGAAGAGGACCCCAGCAAUGUUGAUCGUAGGCACCAGACCGAAUUUGGGAAAUGGUUCAAGAACCAUAUUCGAGAAUUGCGUAUCUUGAAUCCAGAUGAAGUUACAGAUGAACUUUAUGCUCUUGCUUGCGGACCAGAUCCUUGGGUGGGAUCAUAUAGUGGAUGCAUCAUGAAUGGAAUUCGGUUUCACACAAAAGACCGUGAACAACAUCGACGCAGCCAAAAUAGUGGGGUGGUUGUUGCUGGGGUACAUAAGUCGAUGCCGGUUGAUUUCUAUGGUGUGUUGAAAGAGAUCCUUGAAUUACGCUACAUGGGGUGGCAUCUUGUGUACUUGUUUAAAUGUGACUGGUGGGACGUUGGUGAUCAUAGACGCGGCAUACGUGUAGGGGACCACCUUACAAGUGUGAAUACAUCAAGAAAGUGGUAUCAGGAUGAGCCUUUCGCCCUUGCAUCUCAGUGCUCACAAGUAUUUUAUUUAAAAGAUGAUAGUAUGGUGGGGAAUUGGCAAGUGGUACAAAAGAUAACCAAUAGGAAUGUCUAUGACAUUCCACCCGUCCAAACUGCAUUGGAUGAUGGUGAGGACUCCUCUGAAGGUGAUGCAUUUCAAGAGGAAGAAGCUAGUACUGAAGAUUUUUCGAUCAAUGAAAGUGAUACUGGCUUGGGAAACACAUUGCAUCGGGAGGAUGAAGAAGUAAUUAUUGUUAAUGAGGCAACUACGCUACCUCGUUCUACUCCCGACAAUGCCGACCAAACUUUUAUUGAAGAUGAUGUGGAUGGUGACGACUAUGGCGAUCAUCCCAAUACUGACCAUUAUGAGUCUGAGAAUGAGGACGACUCCCAAUCGAAUUCUGAAACAGAUUUUGAAUAA
Carya illinoinensis is the source of this 3399-nucleotide messenger RNA. RefSeq lists its product as uncharacterized. The transcript has 3 exons. The record is from RefSeq and is a predicted model, not a curated record. Lineage: Eukaryota; Viridiplantae; Streptophyta; Magnoliopsida; Fagales; Juglandaceae. Bases 1 to 3399 code for a protein of 1132 amino acids.